GUAAGUAUCGAUACACUGGUAUCAAUGCCAUGGUUUCUUUGGUUAGCUCUUAUUUGAGUUAUUUAUGAUUUUCCAUUGUUUUGUUAUUUAAUCCAUCCAUGGCCUAUUUAAUGUUUAUCUUUCAAUCAUGCGUAGUUCUAGAUCACUCCUAAACAUAUGAAAAAUUUUAUGAUGGCGUGAAUUGACUUGCGAAUUAUGAAGCAUUAGGAAUUGUAAUCACACACUUUCCCUUAAUAUUAAAAUGAUUAAUUUCUGUGUAUCAUCAAUUUGUAUGCCAUAGCAACAGACUUGUUAGCAACAAAUUGAUAACAGCUUGCUAGAGCAUUUUAUCACAAUUAGGUACUUGCCUAUCUUAUCACUUCUUCACUUUUAAUCACCCAGAAACGAGAGUAAAACCACUCUCGUGCAUUUCACGAGAUGGUGUAAGAGGUUGUAAUGUUGUUCAUUACGUCUCGUUGAUGGUUUGAGUGGGAGCGACAAAUAAGUGGUACUCUCAGUUUAUUUCGGUCAUCGACACAAUCAAGACGAACUGUGUAAUGGAUCCGUUACGUGCAGCAAACGUGGAGGAAUUGAAACAUAUCAUUGGCAUCUACAAACAAUUUCUUCCACAGUCGAUCCAAUUUGUGUCACUGUUGCAAAAUAUUUUACGCACCAAUCUCACACUUCACGACACUGAUAAGGAGCAAGUCUCCCAUCGACUACAAAAAACUGUUUACAUUCCCAACAAUGAGAAAGGAAAUCGUUUGGCAACCUUUGUAGCCAUCAGUCGUGAAGAGGACCUAUUCAUCUUUAUGAAUACAUUGGAAGUUCCUCCUACGGAGCUUACGCACGCUCUCGAGAACACCACUUACAUUAAAUGGGGAAUCAAACCUAUGUUUGUGAUAAGUGAUAACAGUGAAAUUCGUGCAAAGCUAACUCAAUUAACAGUGGAACCCAAAGUUCAGUUCGAAAGUUGGUCCGAUUGUGUUAACUAUUGGAUGCCACAAACAGAAGCUGCUAAGCUUAGUUAUAUCGUUCCAGCCGACGUAGAUUUAAAGCCAUUACAAGUUCAACAUGCCAAACAAUUAAACGAAUGGUGGCCAUAUCGAUACAGGACAUCGGAGCAAUACUUCGAAUCUGCCAUUAAAUAUUUCGGGGCUUUCGGUUUGUUUGACAAAACAUCGGGAGAACUAGUAGCAUGUGUGUUCCAGAAUGAUCAUGACGCUGUGGGACACCUAUAUACAGUUCCCGAACGUUGCAAUCAAGGCUACGGAUGUACUCUUGCAAAAGCUAUAACUAAACAUAUUGCUGUUCAAUACAAGCAAGAUGUGCAUACUUUCAUCGAUGGAAAUAAUGAAAGAUCAAUAAGACUGUUCAACAAAAUAGGAUACAAAGCUGUUAGCCGAACUGAAUGGCUUGUUGCAUCGAAACAUUGAUACAAAACAUUGAUUCGCAUGGCAAAUCAGCAUGAAACAAUGCUGUUGGAAAAAUAAUUUAUUCUCAAAAUCUAUAGAACUACGAAAAUAAAAUUAAAAAUUUCCAUUUAUAAUGACAUUGAA
Anopheles gambiae (African malaria mosquito) is the source of this 1538-nucleotide messenger RNA. RefSeq lists its product as uncharacterized. Bases 537 to 1415 code for a protein of 292 amino acids. NCBI's taxonomy places the organism in Eukaryota, Metazoa, Arthropoda, Insecta, Diptera, Culicidae. The record is from RefSeq and is a predicted model, not a curated record. Gene Ontology annotation, molecular function: acyltransferase activity, transferring groups other than amino-acyl groups. The transcript is spliced from 4 exons.